AUGGAUGAGGCCAAGAGAAUUAUUCAUGAAAUGCCGGUGAAGAAUGUUGUAUCGUGGACCACGAUUUUGUUUGGGUAUGCGCUGAAUGGGUUAAUGGAUGAGGCCACAAGAAUCUUUAAUGAAAUGCAUGUGAAAAAUGAUUUAUCGUGGAAUACGUUUUUGUAUGAGUACGUGCAAAAUGGGUUAAUGGAUAAGGCCAGAAGAGUUUUUGAUGAGAUGGCACGUAGGGAUUCGAUCUCUUGGACGACAAUGAUAGCCGGGUACAGUCAAAAUGGCGGCGAAGAGGCAUUACGGUUUUUUAUUGAGGCGACAAAGGAUUGGAAAAUGUUAAACAAUUAUGCCUUUGCUAGUGUUUUAAGUUUGUGUGCAGAUAUUGCCGCUUUUGAGCUUGGCAAACAAAUACAUGGACGUGUUGUUAAAGGAGGAUUUGAGUUCAAAUGCAAUGUGGGAAGUGCUCUUGUUUCCAUAUAUUAUAUUGCCGCUUUUGAGCUUGGCAAGCAAAUACAUGGACGUGUUGUUAAAGGCUAUGAUGUUUUCAAAAGAAUUGAAGAUAAAGAUGUGAUAUACGGUGGGAGUAGCAGUUGCCAGGGUGGGAGGAGGAUGAGGGGGGUAUUCAGCCAUGGUGGGAGGAGAAGUGGGGUGAGGAGAAGGGUAUUCAGCCAGGGUGGGAGGAGGAGGAGGAAUGGGGUGAUCAGCCCAGGGUGGAUAUUGCCGCUUUUGAGCUUGGCAAGCAAAUACAUGGACGAGUUGUUAAAGGAUAUGAUGUAUUCAAAAGAAUUGAAGAUAAAGAUGUGA
Salvia miltiorrhiza (redroot sage) is the source of this 795-nucleotide messenger RNA. Its product is annotated as pentatricopeptide repeat-containing protein At4g02750-like. Lineage: Eukaryota; Viridiplantae; Streptophyta; Magnoliopsida; Lamiales; Lamiaceae. The transcript is spliced from 3 exons. The record is from RefSeq and is a predicted model, not a curated record. Gene Ontology annotation, biological process: RNA modification. The coding region runs from base 1 to 795 and encodes 264 amino acids. Gene Ontology annotation, molecular function: RNA binding; protein binding.